CUAGUCUUCAAAGUUCACCGCGCCCGCGCCUGGCAUUGCCGCAUGCGCUUUUCGCGUACCUGCGGCGGCUGAAACCCACUGCGACUUGGGAGCGCCACACCUUCUCAUUAUUGUACUAUGUUGUAGUACUGUCACUCCGUGGACCUCAUUACUACAGUCCGUCUUCAGUCAGUCCUAGAGAGACCUGCGCCAGCGGCAUCCUGUAAACCCUUCUUCGACAAUUUUCCCACUCCCCAGCAUUGACUGCGCUAUUGAACUCUGCGCAUUCAUGACGCGGCCGUUAUCCUUCCCUUCCUUAUGGCUGAGCAGCCUCAGCUAGCCAGGCAUGGGCAUACGAAUCACUACAUGGAAUGUCAAUGGCAUCCGCAAUCCAUUUGGCUACCAGCCGUGGAGGGACAAAAAGACAUUCGCGGGAAUGUUUGAUACCCUCGAGGCCGAUAUAGUCGUGUUCCAAGAGACCAAGAUCCAAAGAAAAGACCUGCGCGAUGAUAUGGUUUUGGUGCCCGGAUGGGAUAAUUACUGGAGUCUACCGAAACACAAGAAAGGUUAUUCAGGCGUCGUUAUCUAUACUCGCAAUGCCACAUGCGCACCUAUCAGAGCCGAAGAGGGCAUCACUGGCAUCCUGACUCCUCCAAACUCCUCUACCGCUUUCCGUGAUUUACCAGUCGAAGAGCAGAUUGGUGGGUAUCCCAGUAUCCAGCAGCUGCCUAUAUCGGACUACGACCCUGCCAGUCUGGACUCUGAAGGCCGGUGUGUCAUCCUCGAGUUUCCUGCAUUCGUCCUCAUCGGCACCUACUGUCCUGCUGAACGUGACGAAACCCGAACGCACUUUCGCACCAGUUUCUUGAACGUUCUUGACGCAAGGAUUCGGAACCUUGUCAAAAUGGGAAAAAGAGUGGUAUGGGUUGGCGACAUGAAUAUAUCACGAGAAGAAAUUGACACAGCUGCGGCUGAGGAGAGCAUGAGGAAGCACGGCAUUGACGCAGCAGAGUGGAUUUCCACUCCCGCAAGAAGAAUGUUGAACCAGCUUCUUGUUGGUGGGAAGGUACGUGGGGAACGUGAUGAGGGAAGAGAAACAGCAAUCAUGUGGGACGUCUGCCGUGCAUUCCACGAAGGGCGCAGGGGCAUGUACACUUGUUGGGAGACAAAGGUCAAUGCCCGCCCUGGCAAUUAUGGGUCCCGUAUCGACUAUAUCAUCUGCAGUCAUGACAUGAGAGAUUGGUGGAGCGACGCCAACAUUCAGGAAGGCCUCUUGGGCUCCGACCACUGCCCAGUUUAUGCUGUGUUAAAAGACAAAGUCCUUAUCAAUGGCAAAGAGACCCAUGUGCUGGACUUGAUGAACCCGCCUGGCAUGUUUGUCGAGGGUGUGCGCCAGCGGGAGUGGACAACGAAAUGCUUACUGCCUUUGUCUGGGAAACUGAUUCAGGAAUUCUACAAACGGCAGAGCAUCAAGGACAUGUUGACGAGGCAGCCGACUUUGCAGAAAUCCAAGAGCACCAUAGAUGAGGCCCAGGGAGUAUCUACAACUCCACCAUCCGUCCAAGUUUCUGCAACAGGCACUGAGCCGACUACAACUCCGUCUCAGAGUGACGAACGCGAGGCGGUCUCAAAAACUGACUUCAGUACCUGUCCCUCCUCAACGACCUCCUACGCCAAACGCAAAGCAAAGACGAAUGAAACUCUCUCGUCAGUCAAGCGCAGCAAGUCAGCCUCGAUAUCAACACCAAACGGUUCGGGCAAAGGCCAACAAAGUCUGAAAGGCUUUUUCGCGGCGAAACCGUCCACUACCGACAGCAAAAUGACGCAACCGCCUGAACAUAGUCCUCAGAGUGGCGUACUGCGGCCCGCUUCCAUCAUCUCUAAUGGAGGAGCCGAGGCAACAAAUGUCCUCACUUCGAUGGCUACUGCAGCUGACGCCACGACUGAAGCUCUGUCGUCCAAAGAUGGCAUGACCGAAGGAUCCGGCCCAGAGUUUAUCUCGACACCUGCGCCAUCCAAGACGAAGCAUACUUGGGGGAAAUUAUUCUCCAGACCGGUUGCCCCAAAGUGCGAACAUGAUGAGCCCUGCAAAAUCAUGGUAACCAAAAAGCCAGGCGUAAACUGCGGCCGGUCAUUUUGGAUGUGCAAUCGACCACUGGGACCUAGUGGGAAACAAGAGAAAGGCACCCAGUGGAGAUGCAACACCUUCAUAUGGGCCAGUGACUGGGACACGCAUACACCUGCGCAACAAUGACAAGGGUUCAGAUGACUCGAGCUCGCCUUAACCUCUCUCUGGUGCCUUUGUCCUAUGGAUUCUCCGGACUCAGAGAGCGGUACUUAAGGCUACCAGAGCCUGGCACGAUCUCCCAGGAGCCGGAUCAUUCAAGGAUAAUGGAGUUGAUGCUUUGAGAUCCAUGGGUGGGACGCCAUCCCUCGGUCGAAGGUGCACACGACUGUCAUUAGAGCGGAGGCGUGGUAGUGCUUCUACAUGCCCGCUUCCACAAGCUACGGCAUCUCUAGAUUUUGAUCGGGCCAUGCGAGCAGGAGACGAUGAACGUUCUCAAUGCCGCCUAGAUGGUUGGCCAUUGUAUGCCAUAAUACUACUUGCUCCAAAAUGUACAAUUUUUCAUCCCA
Exophiala dermatitidis NIH/UT8656 is the source of this 2613-nucleotide messenger RNA. RefSeq names its product AP endonuclease 2. Lineage: Eukaryota; Fungi; Ascomycota; Eurotiomycetes; Chaetothyriales; Herpotrichiellaceae. The record is from RefSeq and is a predicted model, not a curated record. Gene Ontology annotation, cellular component: nucleus. Gene Ontology annotation, molecular function: double-stranded DNA 3'-5' DNA exonuclease activity; zinc ion binding; phosphoric diester hydrolase activity. The transcript is spliced from 2 exons. The coding region runs from base 326 to 2233 and encodes 635 amino acids. Gene Ontology annotation, biological process: base-excision repair.